Eriocheir sinensis (Chinese mitten crab) is the source of this 3800-nucleotide messenger RNA. RefSeq names its product tafazzin-like (gene Taz). Gene Ontology annotation, molecular function: 1-acylglycerophosphocholine O-acyltransferase activity. Gene Ontology annotation, cellular component: mitochondrial membrane. The record is from RefSeq and is a predicted model, not a curated record. The coding region runs from base 376 to 1245 and encodes 289 amino acids. The transcript has 4 exons. NCBI's taxonomy places the organism in Eukaryota, Metazoa, Arthropoda, Malacostraca, Decapoda, Varunidae. Gene Ontology annotation, biological process: cardiolipin acyl-chain remodeling; inner mitochondrial membrane organization.
UAAAAUACGCACUAACCAGAAUACGGUACUUAACAUCUAUGAGUGAAUAAUAUCAAUCAAUCAAUUAAAUGUGCUGAUAACCAUAUUAAUAAUGAUAACAAGUGAAAUAAGACUAUCCAUACUGUGUACAUAUGAUAUUAUACACUCUUAGAGACACUACAGUAUUUAAACAACACUAAAGAAGAAGAAGAAGAGUAGGUGUGGCCGUUUGUGAAGAAGUGCUCUUAUUUAAAACCCAAAUUACGUCUCUUUUUAAUGAUUGAGGGUGUCCGUACUACCAAUACCUUCCAGCUAGAGGGGAAAAGAACCAUCCAAGAGCCAUACCUCCCUCUAUAACCCCUAAAUAAGCCUUAAAUACCACGAAAUACCCCCAUUAUGGCCGGCCCGGAGGAGAAGGGUCAAUGUCUAAGGUUCGGUUGGCCAUUUCCCGAGGCCAUUAAGGACCCGCCUCUGUCCUUUAAGGUCAGGAGCACCCUCGUCAUCCCUCUCGUGGGCACCUUCAGUAAAAUUAUAUUGAGCUUUUGCAACCAUGUCAACGGGCACAACCUGGAGCGCCUGCAGGACGUGGUGGAGAAUAGGCCAAAGGGAACGCCACUCAUCACCGUCUCCAACCACUACUCCUGCAUUGACGACCCUGCGCUGUGGGGGGUGCUGAAGUGGCGCCAUUUGUGGAGUGCCGAGACUAUGCGCUGGUCCCCCGCUGCCCAUGACAUCGCCUUCACCCGCCGCAUCUACAGCUGGUUCUUCAGUAGUGGGAAGUGCGUCCCCAUCGUCAGAGGGCUCGGGGUGUACCAGCAUGCGAUGAACUUCCUGGUGGAGAGGCUUGGGGAGGGGCACUGGGUCCACAUCUUCCCCGAGGGCAAGGUGAACAUGACGCUGGAGAAGAUGCGGCUGAAAUGGGGCGUCGGGCGUCUGGUCUACGACUCCCCGGUCUGCCCCAUCGUUCUACCGUUCUACCACAUCGGAAUGGACCACAUCCUCCCGAACCGCAUGCCCUACAUCCCACGUCUUGGCAAGUGGGUGACUGUGGUGGUGGGUGAGCCGCUGGACUUCCGAGCGGAGGUGGAGGAGAUGCGGAGGCGAGAAGAGGAUCCGAUGACUGCUCGUAAACGCAUCACCGACAAGAUUCAGGAGGAGCUUGGCCAUCUGAGGGAGAAGGCCGAGGAUCUCCACACUAAGCUGCUGGCCGAGAAGGGUCAGGUGUGGCGGCCCAUGGUGCAAGGCCGGAACGAGAGGUGUGCAUGAUGGCGUGUGUUGGUCCUGUUACAUGGUAGGAAGGGCAAAGAGAGGAAGGGGCUGCUGUGGGUGAUGGUCUGUGUUUUAAGAGACUGUAUCCAUGUCUUCAUCUUACUUCAGGCUGAGUAAGGAGUUGGUAGAGUUAAGUUUGGGGCAUAUGCUAUACCUGCUCACAGCCUUGGUGCUCAUAUCUGUCACAUUGGCCCUUGUUACUGUGAGGGAAAUAACUCAUAACCUCAGUGUGAUAUUCGGGUUACCAUAGUCACCCUCGCCAGAUAUCCCGAGAUACCCAUUUAUCAACCAGUUCAAAGGAGAGGAAUAAGAGGUGGGUGAGCUGCACGCCGACUGCCUGGCCAGGAUUCAAACCCAGGCCCAUGCAUUCAUAGCUAGUCUUGAAUACCACUGCACCAUGAAGGAGUGAGUGUGGUUUUACAACUAAGACAGACACCCACUCACCCGCCCACCUCAACCUGUCACUUGCAAUCUUUCUCAAGGAAUAGUAUAUACCCUCCAUAAGUUACCUAGUUCAGGCAUCCCUUGCUGUGUGUUUGGUUUAGCUUGCUACAGUUGUACCAAGACCUAUAUUCUCAAGCAUUUCAGGGCUCACACACCCACAUUUGGUAAAGCUUUCAUAGACGUUGUUGUGGGUAUUUCCAUUGGUAGUUUUAUGAGGGUAUUGAUAGUUUGACAAGGCUCUUUUCUGGCCUAUAGAGAUUUUUGGUGUGAGAGCUGAAAGCAUCUGAGAAUAUGGGUUUAAAAGUCAUGCAAAAAGAUAAGAAUGAUUAAUUUGGAAAAAUGAAAUUGUUUUAUCUUGAAUAUGUGUGUCGUGUGUGAUACUACUCCCUGGUGAAGUUAGUAUUUAUCCAUAAACCGAGAGAUUUUCUGAGAUUUGUGACAAUACGCACACUUAGAACACAUUUAUUGCAUCUGGAAUUUAACUUUGUAUUUUACUUAGUUAGAUGUUUUGCGUUUAAUACCAAGUUAGUAGAUUGCAUUACUUUUUGAAUAAUGUAGAUACUUCACACUUAGGGUCAUACUCUUAAACAUUUCGCAGCCCUUUCACAUCUAUUUGACAAGGCUUUUAUAGGAGUUCUGAGCAUCCCCAGGAGUAGUUUUAUGACCCUGGUGGUAGUUCGACCCUUCUUCUGUAACAUGAACUUUAAACAACACUCAUUACAACCCAACUGAUUUCCUUUUUUGGCCUUUGGGAAUCGUUGAUGUGAGAACCGAAAGUGUCUAAUGGUACCGACCUUAAUCUUUUGGGGAUGUACAGUUUGCCCUCAAUUUUGCAGACCUAAAAUCGUCAUCAUAUAGGUAACGCCAGGCUUCGCUAUAAUUUUGUAUGAGGUUAGACAGGCAAUGAUACCUUUCCAUCGCCUCUGCCUCUUCAGUGCCCAAUGCUGCCAAAACCUUUUCUUUGCAGACUUAACGACGUCACGUAUCCGGGAUUAUGGAUUUUCUAGAUAAAGUUUAAGAUAACCCCCCAAAAAAUUAUACAACGCUAUUUUCUCAGAUGCCGAUUGUGAUUUCCAGGCGUUAGUGUGUGCCGCAACAGUAUUAUAGUUUUGUUGCACUCGGCUGUGAAUAUAAAGACUGUGAUGGGACUUGUAUCAAUGUAUGUCCAUUACUAUUUUAUUUUUACGACCUGCGAUAGAUUCCAAAAACGAAUGACUGUAAAAAGAACAAAUGUAUGCAGCUCUAUAGACUUCAAAUAUCUGGGAUUUUAAGUAUUUCGGAUAAGGUUCAAGAUAACAAAAACUACUUAAUGAAUCACUAGUUUCUCAGAUGCUGAUAGUGAUUCCGAGGCUUUCAUUUUUAAUAGGAAACGAGGCGGCUCAAGGGCUUACUAUGGCUAUAAUGCAUUUGAAUAUUGUCCUGAAUUUUCUUAUGGGAAUUUGUAGCCUCUUAAUGAUACCAGAUGGGCAUUUUUUUCUCCUUUUCCUGUAAGUCUGCAAAAUUGAGGGUCAUUUGUACAAAGGAAUGAAGAAAUAGAUAUGAUGAUGAUGAUGAUGAAGAAUGAGUCUCGGUAAAUCUUCAUAUGCAAAUUUAGACGACUAGAAUUAUCAGACGACCUUUCAUCCUCUUUUCUGUGUUUGCAAAGUAGAGAAGUGAUAAUGAUGAUGAUGAUGGUGGUGAUAAUGAGGGAGUUUGUUGCAGUGAAUCUUCAUAUGAGAAUUAAGUAAGACUCCUUGAAUUAUCGGACGACUUUUCACUUCUUGUUUUUAUAAGUCUGGUAAAUUGAUGAGUGAUAAUGAUGAUAAUAGUGAUGGUGAUGAUGAUGGUGUGUGUUAGUGAAUCUUCAUAUGAGAAUUUAGACUCCUAGAAUAAUUAUCAGAAGACUUUUCACCCUUUUUUCUAUUAGUCUACUAAAUUGAUGAGUGAUGAUAAUAGUGAUGAUGGUGAUGAUGAUGAUGGAGUGUGCUGUGGUGCUGCCGUCACUGUAUAUUACGGACACAAAAAGUCAAUUGUUUUUUUUAGUACGUUGAGACCUGUUUUGUUGAUUGUACAGAGGUUUAGAUGCCUGCAGAAUCUAUAUAUAUUUUUAUUAAACUGUAUAUGAGUAA